Molecule: messenger RNA, 10205 nt
Organism: Xyrichtys novacula (pearly razorfish)
Lineage: Eukaryota; Metazoa; Chordata; Actinopteri; Labriformes; Labridae
Source: the annotation of a GenBank genome assembly
ACACACUCUCAGGACAAACGCACACCUGUUACACUGAUUCAUUUUUUUAUUUAUUGAUCUGAUUUUGUUUGUUUGUUUUGUUGAUGGUUUGACUGUGAAUGUGUGUGUAUAUAUAUGUGUGUGUGUGUGCAGAGACAGCUGUCCUCUCUCAGCCUGUGCGGUCAUGUGUGUGCGUGUGUUCAAGUGUGUGUGAGUGUGUGUGAUCAGAUCAAUCAGGAGGACAUUUUAAAGCUCAGCGCUCCUCUUUCUGAUUCUUUAGUUUCUUUAUUUUUUAUUUUUGUUUUUAUUUUGAUCGCAGACGGGACGCCAUGAAGGACCGGCUGGCUCAGCUGAAGGAGGUAAACACUGUUUAUUUAUCUUUAUAUGUUUACCUGAUGAACACCUGUUGCUGCUAACAUACACACAGAGAGGCCUGCUGAUUGUCUGCUAUAUGUUAGUUAUCAUUUGGAGUGUGUGGGUGAGUGUGUGUGUAUAUAGCCGACAGUGUGCUAAAUAAGGUUGUUUCUGACAGACAGGGUCAAAUAUCAGGUCGGUGUGCGAACAUGUUCAUUAUCAGACAGAGUCAAAUAUUUAGUACGUGGACAAGGCUGUCAGGAUCAUUCGGUUCAGACUGGCUGAGCUGCCUUUGAUAUCUUUGAAGAGACUCAUAAUAAUCAUCAACUCACUUUGACCCUCUAUCAAGGAAAUCAGGUAUAUUGAACAGUAGUUUGAGUCAGAAGUGUGUCUGUGUGUUUGUGUGUGUGCGGUGGAGAUGACCCUGCGUGUCCUCACGAGAUGCUGUCACACACCCUGACGCUCUGGGUGUAACAGGUCAUGUGAUCAUGUGACCGUUACAGCGUAACAGUAAAUUACAGUCGCUUAAACAGACAGUUUAAUUCAAACUUAGCAGCUAAUUAAACAUGAAUACACUGAUUCAUAAACUGUAUGUGUGUGUGUUUAGACAGCAGUUAGCUGAAAGUCUAUCUAUCUAUCUAUCUAUCUAUCUAUCUAUCUAUCUAUCUGAUGCACUGAAGGAUUGUGAGAGUUCUAGUUUAGUUGUAGCUGAGCAAAUGAAACAUGAAGACAUACACUCAAAGGACACACUGGUUUAGUGAUAAACUCUUACUGUCUGCUCGUGAUUGUGCUGGGAUAUUUAUGCAUGUUUUCACAGUGAUGAUUUUCUCUUCUGAAAUCAGUGUAUCUAAACACAAAGUUUUUUUUUUUUAUCACUCUGACGUCCAUUUUUUUUAAAUUCAUUUAUUUAUCUAUUUUUAUUGAUCUUUUGGUCAGACACAUACUGAGAAAAACAUAUACAUUUAUCAGUUAAAAAAAACUGAAAUAUAUUGUGUCUUUUUCUCCUUUUUUUUUCAGUCUGUCACAUCUUUUUCUCUCAUACUUUAACUUUACAAACAAGAACACGUAUUCUAAACACAAAUAUGAGUCUGCAGUCCAGCAAAAACAUACAAACAAACCAGACUUACACCAAAAAAAUAAAAAUAAAAAUAAUAAUACUCUUAGGAAGUCUAUGUAGUAUACAUCCAUACAGUGGAAUACAGCAUCCUGCAUUAAAAACAUACAAAAAAGAAUUUAUUAUAUGCAGAGGUAGGCAGUGUCAAUCUCUCACAUCCCACAAUUGAGCUAGGAAUGGGCCCCAUAUUUCAUUAAACAGAUCCUCCCUACCAGCCGCUCUAUAAGAGAUCCGCUCUGACGUCCGUUUUUUUAAAACCCCUGCUCCAUAAGAAUUGACAUGCUCUGUGAAAUGUUGAUAUUAGUCAGGGAAAUCUAAUCUGACAUUCUUUUUGGAAAUCUAUCUCUAUGAGACUACCAGGUCUGUGCAGCAAAGAGCGGCGAUGCCAAUGACUCAUUUUCACAACAAGCUGCAGAAUUGUAUGAGAAAGCAGAGCUGUAAUAUCAUAGGACACAUCAUAUAUGAUUUUUCUGUGUGUGUGCGUGUGUGUGAUUUACAGAAGAGUGAUGGCGGGGAUGACAUUGUGGUUCCUGUGGAGAGCGAGGCGUUCAUGGAUGAUUUCUUUGCUCAGGUCAGUUUCUCUUCUGCUUUAAUGUUUUUUGAGUCACUGUCAGGCAUGUUAGCGCUUUUAAGUGAUUUUGAAAACUGAGAGCAGACAGGGAGUACAGGGUGGGAGAGGGGGACACAGGAUCAGGGAGGGAGUGGAACCUGCAGCACUCUGACCCCUGACAAUUGUUUCAGGCUGAAGAUAUCCGGACAAGCAUUGACAAGAUCGAUGAGAGCGUGGUAGAAAUCAAAAAGCUGUACUCCACCAUCCUGUCAGCCCCGACGUCUGACCAGAGUAACAUGCACACGCCUACACCACACACACACACACACACACACACACACACACACACACAUUAUUUAUAAGGAUCAACACUAGUAUAACAUGCUGUGUCUUUAGAGACCACAUCGCAGCAGUGGGAAGUUGUGCUUCAUGAUUUUAUGUCAUUAUGUCUAUCAUCAAAACAUAAUUUUGAAUGCAUGUUUUUAUUGUCUCUGUCAUAGAUAAAUAGAUAGAUCAAAUCUAAUCUGAUGUUUAUGUUGAUGUUCUGUCUGUCAGAGACUCAGGACGACCUGGAAGCUCUGACCAACGAGAUCAAGAAAUCUGCAAACAACGCAAGAAACAAACUCAAGAGUCAGUAACUCAGUCAGUGUGUGUGUAUGUGUGCGAGAGAGGGAGAGAGAGAAAAAGAGAGUUCAUGUUUACUGUUUAAAAACAUUUAGGUUGUUAUCACACACCUGGUGCAAAGUGUUUUGUUUGCAGUGUGAUUUUCAACCCUGCACUCUUGUCAUUUUUACGCCCAGCACCAUGUGAGCAUUCAUAGGUCUGUUUGGCCUAAAAUGAGGUGGUCAGAGAAGUGUCUGCGCUUUCUAUUCUGUGUUUCUUUAGAGAGUGCAUUACAGGAUCAAGCGUGCACAAACUAUUAAUACUGAGAAGCAUAGCAGACUCCACUCAUGCAGAAGUAUGAAAUAAUCAUUCCUGAAAUUGAGAUUUUUGGAGGUCAGUAUUUUUCAGUAAAUCUUAAUGGAGCUUUCAGUAUGUGGCUGAUUUUAGGGAGGACAGAAAACAAGGACACUGUCACUGCGUCACCUCUGACUUGGGUGCUCUGAUUUACUUUGCACAGUGAGCUUGUGUUUGACUGUGAAUUUGAGAUUAUCUAAAUAAAAUUCUUAAUGUUUCUAACCCAAAAUUUCCUCUUCCUACCUUUCUAUGUGUGUGUGUGUGUGUGUGUGUGUUUCAGGUAUUGAACGUCAGUUGGAGUCGAACACAGAUGAGAGAGCCUCAGCUGACCUUAGGAUACGAAAAUCACAGGUCUGCUAACUUUAUAAUUAUAAAACAGUCAAACUACUUUCCAAUUGGGUCAAAGCAGUCAAUCAAAGUGAUUGUGGCAAAUGGGAAUUCUGGGAUUUUUAGCAACUCAUUGAUGCAAAACAAAAACAAAAAACUGGAUUAUUUAAUGGCUGAAGCAGGUCUAACUUCAAUAGUCAGUGAAACACACACUGGAAUUGUAACUUGUUUUCAUCUGUGAUGUAACAUCAGAAAAAAAAGUACAAAGUUUUAGGGUUUCUGUGAGUGUCCUCUCAGUCUACCUCCCUCAUUAGACAAACAACCUCAUCCUGAGACCAGAGGUGUAAAAUACUGAUAUCACAUCAUUCUAUCUGUAUUGAAACAGCUGUAUGAGUCAGGUCAUCCCUUUUAAACCAUCUUUCUUGGUUAUAAAAUCUUACACCAUAUAGGGCUGUGAUGAGAUAGUUAAUCAAACAGCUUCAAGCUCUUCAACGGGAGCAGCAGGCUGUCUCUGUCACCAUAGCCAAGGAGGGUUAAUCACAGCAAAUGCUCAAAUCUCAUUAAAACUUUCUCAUUAAAAAAGUCAAUAUUUCAUCAAAGGUGCUCACUACAAGAUGAAUCUUGAAACGAUUACUUGUUUUACUCCUUGUCUCAGAGCCCUCAUGAGAGUUUCCUUGGUCUAUCAACUAUUGUACUGCUGAAGACCCUCCAGUUUCCAUUUGCUGCCAGUCAAUUCAGAUUGACUAUGUGCACCUAAAAGUGGGCAGAGCUACAACAGUUUUCCUUUAAAGGGGGCAGAGCCACAAAUGCUUUAACCAAUAAGGGAGCAGAGCCACAACUUCCACACAAAGCACCUGGAUGGAUUGCUUUAAUCCAGUGGUUCUCAAGUGCAGUCCUCGAGGCCCACUGUCCUGCAUGUUUCGGAUGUUUCCCUGCUCCAACACACCUGAUUCAAAUAAUCAGCUCGUUAUCAAGCUCUGUAAUGGCUUAAUAACGAGCUAAUCAUUUGAAUCAGGUGUGUUGGAGAAGGGAAACAUCCAAAACAUGCAGGACAGUGGGCCUCGAGGACUGGACUUGAGAACUACUGCUUUAAUCUAUUCUUCAGAGUUUAGGGGUCAGGGGUCACAGCAAUCGAUACUUUUAUUUUAUAGAUUUGCAAUUGUCGUUCUAAAGGUCGGCUGAUGUAAUGAAUGAGACUCAGUGAUUUAAUUUCAUGCAUAUUCUGUCUGUGACUGUGUUCAGACUGUCAUAAAACCCGUCACAUUGACAGCAGAUCAAAAAUAAAUUCAUGUUAGUACUGCCUCUCUCCACUAGGCGGCCAAAAAUUGCUCUUUAUUCACUCUUGUGUUUUGCCUCAUCCACUGCUUGACAGUACCUGUGUCCAAAUGAUCUUAGAGCACUUAGUUACUCUUACUGAUUUGUUUCCUCACCUCUAAAUCUUUGCAUGUGUUGUUCUUGUUCUCGUGUGUACAUCCUUUCAGAUAAAAGCGUCUGCUGAAUGAUAUUGACAUUGCGACAUCAUAACUAUGACUCCUGGUGAAUAUCUGUGUGUAGAUGUGUUCAGAGGCAGAGCAUGAACAUAUGUGUAACCUUGAAUGAACACUGAACCUUCAAUGUGAGGGUUACAACAAUUUCCUGUCACAGACAUCUCCUUUGACUAAGACUUCUUGUUGGAGCUUUAGUGGAGAACUUUUAUUUUGCAUAAACGUUGGUGCCCCCUGUGGACAAAGCAGACAUAAGACUGUUGACGGUCAGCAUGUCUCUUUUAUUGUGAGUCUUUGAUAAAAAUGUAAAACAGGCUGCUUCUUUGACUGCUCGGUUUAUACUCUGCUCUAACCUGUAAACCAACUCUGGCCUCAUUUAUAGGAUCAUACUGAUUUACAGGUUGAUUCAAUAUCACAUGUUAACCUUUUCAUUUACACCAUUUACACUACAUGUGUGUUUAUUUUCCCAGCAUGCCAUUCUGGCUAAGAAGUUUGUGGAGGUGAUGACAAAGUACAAUGAAGCUCAAGUCGACUUCAGAGACAAGAGCAAAGGACGCAUCGCCCGCCAGCUCGAGAUCAGUGCGAUAUUUUUAUAUCAUAUUCCCUAUUAUGCUGUUGAUUACUCCAUGCUAAUUAUAACAUUAAUAAUGUCAUACAUGACCCCAUCAGCCAGUGCAUGUUUCAGGCAUGUGAUGUGUCCAACAGUUGUGUGAUUCUGUGUUUUGUGUCCAUGGCAGCGGGUAAAAGUACGACUGAUGAUGAGCUGGAGGAGAUGUUGGAGGGUGGAAACGCCGCUGUGUUCACAGCGGGGGUGAGAAAACCAUGCUUGGCCAUGUUUGCAUUUUGUCUUUGCUCUAAUUUACAUUUAGGACUGAUUUUAGAUGACUAACAAACAUGAUUAAUAUCUAAAUUUAUUAACAUAAUAUGCAAGGUCCAAGCUUAUUGAAUGACUUGAUUGAUUAAUUUUGCUUCUGACCUGUUCCUUAAUGACUAAAAUGCCCUCUUUUCUCUGUUUUCACACACUCACAAACAUAGAUCACGGAGUCUAAGAUCAACCAGCAGGCUCUGAAUGAGAUCGAAGCUCGACACAAAGACAUCAUGAGGCUGGAGAGCAGCAUCAAGGAGCUGCAUGAUAUGUUUGUGGACAUCGCCAUGCUGGUUGAAAACCAGGUACACACUGUUGGAAAAUAUGUUGGCAACACACACACACACACACACACACACACACACACACAAAUACAACAUAGCCCAGAAUAUAAACUUAACGUGUUCAUGCUUGUUGGACAUGUGACUGAGAGUUAAACCAGACUGUUACUGAAAUCCUGAUUGUAAUGUUACAAACAGGUGAGUGUGAGUAAGUCCACUGUCUCAUCACUGAUUGGUUCAUACAGCUGAAUAUGUGAUCACAUUUAUGAAGAGGUCAUGUGACCUGAAGGCGUCACAGACUUUGGGCUCUAUUUUCGUGUAGGCCCGUGAGGCGGCGGAGGGCAACGAGCCCCGCACAGUUGUAUUUUCGUCUGGUGCAGCCCGGCGUACAGCCAGUUUGGUAUUUUCGUGGACUGAGGCGCACCGAGAUCCGCCAAGCUGGGCGUGGUGGCGUGGCAGGGGGAGGUGUCAACAGAAACAGCGGGCGCAGUGACAUUUUCGUGCUCACCACCGGCGUGUAGAGUGCACUGAAAGCUCGCCGAUUCAAACCUGGUCAGCUUUCAGCGCAAGCGAAACGCAGCUGGUCUAGGGGUAUUUUGGUAGACCGGCGGCGUAUCGGCAUACGUCACCGAUGCCUCACCGGCAGGUUUCCACAGUGUCAGGCACAUUUCAGUGCAAUAAAUAAUCAUCCACAACUAUUAAUCUGAGUCAGCACAUACAUUUAGAUCUAUAUCGAUAUAUUCUGAUCUAUAUCUGAUCUGAUGAGCGUGUUUGGCACGUGUUUGGACACACAACCUGACCGAAUCAACACAGCUGAAACCACAUUAAAUUAAAUUAAAUAUCUAGUAAAUAAACACACAUGAUGAAGUUAACAAGAUAUGUAAUUCGUCUCCCUCCUUUUCUUUCUUCCUCUUCCUCUUAUUUUUCGCACAGCUCGACCCCGACAUGUCUCCAUGUCCUCUCUCCUUCCUGCUGCAGCUGCGGCUGAACAGAUGAUUUGUUUCAGUGAUCAGAUGAGUUAUUUACUUUAAGCCUACAUACGGAUAUUAUAAUAUUCAGUUUUGUGGGCCAAAUUUAUUUUAUAUGCCAAUAUCUAUGAAAGAAAGAGCCAGGCCACAGAGCGCGAUGCGUCAUUUACGCACAGAUGGUUCCAAUUUUAAUGCCAUUUUCGGAGUCAAUGUUGUGAUCUGUGCGCACAACCCACCUUUGUCACGUGAGGUUUGAAUAUGUGCAACUUUAUGUGAGUGUCUUUAUUUGUGGAAAAGGAUGUUUGUCUUACCAGUGGGUCCAACUUUACACACACCAAAUCCAUCUGUGCUCAUAUGAGAGAGUGUGGAGGACGCCCAAUGCAGCGCUUACAGUGACACUUGUUGAGGAGCUGCCUUCUGUCGCCAUCUUGUGGCAUUACUGUCUUCAGACAUUGAUCUCUUUGACAACUUCACGACAAUGGUAAUACGCCUCGCCGGUGGCGGAUUUAAAGGCGAGGAGAGGAGCUUAUGUGAUUGGUGAAAACAGGUCUCAGCUGUGUUAAAUCCACUCCACGCCCUCUCUCCUCCCUCGCUACGACUUACGCCGUUGGGAGGAGCUGAGUUAGGGAGGGGGGAUACUUACGCCGGGCUGCGCUGCUCACCAAAAUACCAAAUUGUGCUUGGGAACGCCUUGUCGGCGGACCUGACUUACGCCGCGCCUGCGGCACGUCUCUGGCGAGGCACGAAAAUAGAGCCCCCUGUCUCAAUUCAGGGUCUGCACACAAGGUAGUGCACAUUUACAGUGUGCAUGACAUUAUCACGUGGUGCUAAGGGUGUCCAAUUUCACUCGCGAUUCUGAGGGCGUUCAAAAUGCAGGCCCAAAACCACCCUGUCCCUGCCCCUUUUACAAGGGUGCAUCCUUGCGCACUUUGUGGUCUUGGGUUCACCAUAAUUCCUUGCAUGGUGCUUUACAGUUGUGCAUUUCGAGUGAGAUGUCAGACUCGCUUGGAGGCACAGCGCCUCUUCAAAGAGUCAGCUCAGGCUCCAAAAGUGCAUGAUCUCUUAACUCACUAAUAUCUGCACCUGCAAACCAAAUAUUAUACUCUUUAGAAAAGAACUGAUCCUCUAUGCUACCACAAUUAAAAACAUUAGAAAUAAAAAGUCUGAUAAAACAUAUGCCAUCAUGGAGAAAUCGAUCUGUAAAGUCCUUUCCUCUUUUUGGUUGUUACUUUGUUGUUUGUUGUAUAUGGUAACCUCAGUGUGUUUAUCAGGCUGUAUUGUUUUGUGUGCAAAAACAGUUUGGGUCUCUGUAGCUCAUUUUUCUGUUCAUGACACCUGUACAGACUGAAUUUAUUGAGAACUCACCUGGUUUCCUGACUCCUCUUCCUCCAUCUCCUCUUUUCCUCUCUGUCUCUUCCCAAGGGAGGAAUGAUUGACAGGAUUGAGAGUAAUAUGGACCAAUCCGUGGGCUUCGUGGAGCGGGCAGUUGCUGACACCAAGAAGGCAGCAAAGUUCCAGCAAGAAGCACGCAGGGUAAGUCCAGACAGACACACACACACACACACACACACACACACACACACACACACACACACACACACACACACACAGGUGAACAUCUCACUUCGACAUAAGGAGAAGAAAUUUCGCUGUGAAUCAACAUCCAUAAUGAUGAUUUUAAUAAUGAUGAUGAAUGUGAUGAUGAUUACGAUAAUGAUGAAAGUGAGUAUGCUGAUGAUUAUGAUGAUGAUGAUAGUGAUGAUUGUGAUCAUGAUAAUGAUGAUGAGUGUGAUAAUGAUUAUGAUGAUUACGAUUACGAUGAUUAUGAUGAUGAUAGUGAUGAUCAUUUUGAUGAUUAAUGUGAUGAUUAUGAUAAUGAUGAAAGUGAUUAUGGUGUUGAUUGUAAUGUUGAUGAUGAAAGUGAUGAUGAUGAUGAUGAUGAUGAUGAUGAUGAUGAUGAUAGUUAUCAUGAUAAAGAUUAUGGUAGUGACGCUGCUUUACGAUGAUUAUGAUGAGUAUUAAUAUGAUGAUCAUAGUGAUGAUUGUGAUUAUAUUAAUGAUGAUAAAUGCUUAAAUGAUUAUGAUGAUGAUGAUUACGAUGAUGAUGAUAGUGUCGAUGAUGAUUAUGAUGAUAAUGAUGAUUAUAAUGAUGAUGAUGAACGUGAUGAUGAUUAUAAUAAUGAUGAUAGUGAUUAUGCUGAUGAUUAUGAUGAUGAUUAUGAUGAUAGUGAUGGUGAUUGCAUUUCUUUUCUUUCUGGCUCUCUCUACAGAAACAAAUGAUGAUUUUCUGCUGCUGUGUCAUUCUGGCGCUUAUCCUCGGCUCCUUCCUGUACAGCUUUAUCAAAUAAACAGCUGGACAAACCUGAGGACACCUGGAAAAACUAGAGGUCACCUGGACGCACCUCUUGUGAUAGUUAGUAGACAUAGUUUGAUUGACAAGUGAUGAAGACUAAAUUUGAUGGACAGGUGAUGUAGCCUUUGCUUGGUUGGCAAGUUACAUAGACUCAGUUUCAUUGACAGGUGAUGUAGACACAGUUUGAUUGACAGGUAGUAGUUAGUAGGCUGUGUUUCCCCCGUUGCUUCAUUCAACACACAUAUUUUGCCUUGGGGGUGUUCAACAGUUUUAGAUCUUUGUUGUUUUUGUUUGUAACAGACAUUUUUAUUGCGUGUGUGCAAGUAUGUGUGUGUGUUUGUGUGUGUGUGUGUGUGUGUGUGUGUGUGUGUGUGUAUGUGUGUGUGUGUUCCCCCUCCUUUUUUAAAGACUCCAGCUGUUUCCAAAGAGCUUGUUCUUGUUACUCAUUGUGGUUCCUCAGUUUUCUGUCCUCACCAAUUGCUUUUCACACUCAGACACACGCAAAUACAUACAUAAACUCACUUACUUAAGUAUGGACACAAUUUGAAACCUUUUAACACACUGUACUAGUGCACUAGCCCCAGAAAUGUUGGUUUAUGUAAUUUGGGACAACUCCAGCUGAAAUGUGAGAUUCUGGUUUAAGGCUUAGAAGUACUUGAAUUUGUACUGACCAAACAGAUUUGGAAAACUAUCCAUGUUGUAUGCGUACCUUUUUAAAGAUCAUAAGAUAAUAAAUAUGCCAUAAUUUUAAAUAUUUCACUGAAUAGACAGACAUAAAAAUUCAAACACUAAUCCUACAUUAACGUAAGGUUAAAGUGUGAGACUUCCUUCUUUUCCUCAUUAAAGCUCUAUAAGUGAAAUUUUGGUUUACCACAAAUCUCAGUUUUGGAGUCACAGUUCAGUUUAUCUUCCUUGCUGUUUGUUUGGAACUCAACAAGCUUUCCUUUUCCAGCAAAAAUUAUUAAGCUUUGCA